Molecule: messenger RNA, 432 nt
Organism: Meloidogyne enterolobii
Lineage: Eukaryota; Metazoa; Nematoda; Chromadorea; Rhabditida; Meloidogynidae
Source: the annotation of a GenBank genome assembly
AUGCCCAAAAGACAAAACGUCCAAAAGACAAAAUGUCCAGAGGACAAAACGUCCAUUUUUUCAAAUCGCUCAAAAAGUCCAAUAAAAAUUAUAGAAAAUCUAUGCAACGCCACAUGGAGUCCAAAUUUACUACGAGAAUUGCAACUAGAAAAAUGUGUAGAAGAAGGAGAAGGGGAGGGAAAUGGCUGUAAAAAUGAUUCUUUUUAUUGUGAAAAUAGUAGCGGAUAUUGUUGCCCCAAAAAAGAAUUUGUUUGUCAUAGCCCAGCAGAUUCUGGACACGAAAAUUUUCAAAAACAAUUUUUACAUUUUGGACGAUUUGCUUUUGAUUUACAAUUAAAUGAUUGUAUUAAAUUUAGUUAUUUUGGGGAAGGAGGUAAUUUUAAUAAUUUUUUAAAAUAUGUAGAUUGUAAAAAAUUUUGUAAAGGGGAAUAA